Molecule: messenger RNA, 1536 nt
Organism: Arachis duranensis
Lineage: Eukaryota; Viridiplantae; Streptophyta; Magnoliopsida; Fabales; Fabaceae
Product: formin-like protein 20
Exons: 4
Coding region: 1-1536 (511 amino acids)
Source: RefSeq, a predicted model, not a curated record
AUGUCGCUGUUCAAAAGGUUCUUCUACCGGCAGCCGCCGGAUGGACUCCUUGAGAUCUCCGAGAGGGUCUUUGUAUUUGACUGUUGCUUCUCGACGAAUGUUGUGGAAAAAGAAGCGUACAAAGAUUAUAUAGGGGGAAUAGUAGCAGGUCUACAAUAUCACUUUCCAGAUGCUUCAAUCAUGGUAUGCAAUUUCAGAGAAUGGGAAACGCGGAGCCAGAUAUCAGAUAUGUUGGCACAAUUUGACAUGCCGGUUAUGGAGUACCCUCAGCAAUAUGAGGGUUGUCCAUUACUCCCUCUGGAGAUGGUGCACCAUUUCCUCCAAUCAAGUGAAAGCUGGUUGUCUGUGGAGGGGCAGCAAAACGUCGUGUUAUUGCAUUGCGAAAGGGGGGGUUGGCCUGUCUUGGCGUUCAUGCUAGCAGGUCUUCUCUUGUACAGGACGCAUUAUACAAGGGAGUUGAAUACUCUUGAAAUGGUCUACAAGCUAGUACGUAAAGAACUCUUAUUUCCUUUUAAUCCCCAACCUUCUCAGUUGAGAUAUCUCCAGUAUGUUUCCAGAAGACAUUUGGAUUAUGAGUGGCCUCCACAAGAAACACCCUUGCUUUUGUACUGUUUGAUCCUCAGAGACCUUCCAUUGUUUGGUGGUGGAGAAGGUUGCAGGCCUAUUGUUCGUGUCUAUGGUCCAGACCCUACAAGACCUGCCAAUAGUAGCUCUAACAUUCUUUUCCAAACUCCAGGUUCCCUCAUUCGACACUACCCGCAGGCAGAAUGUAGGCUCGUGGGAAUUGAUAUCUAUUGUUGUGUUCAAGGGGAUGUUGUUCUUGAAUGCAUACAUUUGAGUGAAGAUUUAGUUCACGAGGAAAUUAUGUUUAGAAUAAUGUUUCAUACUGCAUUUGUUCACUCAAACAUAUUGAUCUUGAGUCGUGACGAUAUUGAUGUUGCGUGGGAUUCAAAGGAGCAGUUUCCCAAGGACUUUAGAGCAGAGGUGCUUUUCUUGGACGUUUAUGAUCUUGUACAUAAUCUAUCCAACGUAAGCCGAGAUACAAGUGACACUGAAAGUGAUUCACCAGAUGAGUUCUAUGAAGUGGAAGAGAUCUUUACGAAUGAAGAUUGUUCAGAUCCUCUUACUUCUCAAGACUCUACUUCAGAUGAUGGGAGUCACCAACAGGAAGUUGGAAAGGUAGAAUCUUGUAUUAACACAGUUAAAGAUAUUGCUGUUGAUGAUGUCAAAUACAAGUUUCAAAGGAUGACAGAUUUGGAUCCUCAUGAGAUUAAAGACAUUGUUGUCGAUGAAGUGGAGAUUAAGUCGAAUUCAAUUGCAGACAAUAUGGAUUUGCAAGAUGAGGAGGUGACAAUUAUUAUGCACAAGAAUUUUGAUGAAGGGGAGGAAAAGCAUGAUCUUUCUAUGUCACAUUCUGUUCAUAAACUACAUUCAUCAGUUAGUGACCCACCUCUCGAGUCAACCACAACUUACUUCAAAUCCAAUGCUUCUGCCAGUACCUCCUCCACCCCCACCCGCACCUCCACCUCUAUCUAG